Messenger RNA from Fonsecaea erecta, 759 nucleotides. RefSeq lists its product as hypothetical. The record is from RefSeq and is a predicted model, not a curated record. Lineage: Eukaryota; Fungi; Ascomycota; Eurotiomycetes; Chaetothyriales; Herpotrichiellaceae. The transcript is spliced from 2 exons. Gene Ontology annotation, molecular function: RNA binding. The coding region runs from base 1 to 759 and encodes 252 amino acids. Gene Ontology annotation, cellular component: cytosol.
AUGGCUCCACGAGGACGAGGAGGGAAAUUCUCCAAGCCGACCAGAGGAGGUGGCAAGCAUUUCUCCCGUGACCUGCAGCCCCUGGACAAAGAGGGCAAUCAGAUGGGCAUGUGGCGCGAACCAGGAGAAGGCGACGAAGAAGAAUCCUCAGAGGAGGAAGAAUCCUCGGAAGAAGAGUCCUCGUCAGACGACGGCGAGGGCGCGUCCUCGUCCACCGCGCAGCCCCCGCCCGGCGGUGAGCUGACCCGCGAGCAACGCAAGGAGCUGGCACGCAAGAAGAAGCAGGAAGCUAUCGCCAAGAAGAGCCAGAAGACGGCGGCGGUGGGGGACCUGCCCAGCAGUGAAUCUGAAGACGAGGACGAAGAGGAAGACGAGGAUGAUAUGCCGGCGAACCCCAACCACACGCAAAAGGCCCGGUCGCAGGCCCGCGCGGUGACGGGUCCCAGCGGCGAAACACCCAAGAAGCCCGAGAAGGAGAACCUCAGCCGGCGGGAACGCGAGGCCAUCGCGGCCCAGCAAGCCCGGGAGCGAUACCAGAAGCUGCACGCCGAGGGCAAGACCGACGAGGCCAAGGCCGACCUGGCGCGGCUGAAGCUGAUCCGCGAGCAGCGCGAGGCCGCCGCGGCACGGAAACAGGCCGAGAAGGAGGAGAAGGAUGCCCGCGACAAGGAGAAGAACGACCGCGAGGCGAAGCUGCGAGAGGCGGCGCUGGGCACUGCGGCGGGCGGGGCGAAGCCGGUCAAGAAGGGCAAGAAAUGA